Messenger RNA from Cercospora beticola, 832 nucleotides. It is a transcript of the gene RSA3, whose product is annotated as Rsa3p. The record is from RefSeq and is a predicted model, not a curated record. Gene Ontology annotation, cellular component: preribosome, large subunit precursor. Lineage: Eukaryota; Fungi; Ascomycota; Dothideomycetes; Mycosphaerellales; Mycosphaerellaceae. Gene Ontology annotation, biological process: ribosomal large subunit assembly.
GAGCCCAAUGCUCAGUGGCCAUCACAACUACCCAAUAUGCCUCCAAAGAAAGUCGAAAAGAAGCGUCGAAACAAACGCAAAUCACGAACAGAAGUCUCCUCCGCUUCAUCAUCAUCCUCCUCAUCAGAUACCGAAAGCGAUGUCUCCGUUCCCGCAACAAAAGUCAAGCGUACGAAAACGAAAACCGCAGUCCGAGAACCCGAAGAAGCCGCUUUGAACACAGAUUCCGACUCCGCUCCAGUUUUCACUCAAAAGAAACCAAAACAAGAUUCGGAAAAAGCUUUCGAAGAAUUCUAUCUCCGCCAAGUCACGAAAGAAUUCGCAAAUGAUUUGGACCGAUUGCGGUCUGCGGGAGAUUUUAAUGCGAAGAGUGUGCCGCUGUUGAUCUCGGCGUUGAAGCAGGGGACGGCGUGUUUCAGUCAGGAUGAGAAGAGGAAGGUGGUGGAGGCACUGGAGCGGUGAGAGAAAUUGGAUGCUGCGAUGCAGGAGGCAGAAAAUUUUCCCCGGCGUAUGAUUUUCAGACGCCUGCUUCGAGGGCUGAGAUUUCGGAUGUCUCAAAGGCUCGGUGGAGAAUGCAAGCAUGGCGCGGCAUGCAAUGCUCAAGUACUGAAGCAUAAAUCACGCCUGGCGUGAGAAUCACAUGAUGCGGUGGAGGACCAGAAGACAUUUGGCUGCAUUGAAUGCCGCCAGGUGCGGGCGGUAUGUUUCAUGCCUCCUACCUAUCGGCCCAGAGUGGUUGCAUUUGGAAACCGCUCAACCAUGAGGCACAUGGUACAAGCGGAGAUGGCGGACACGAUGUGAGCACGAAGCCAGGCUGUGGAAAGGAAAGGCU